Messenger RNA from Mesoplodon densirostris (Blainville's beaked whale), 3825 nucleotides. It is a transcript of the gene BCAS3, whose product is annotated as BCAS3 microtubule associated cell migration factor. Gene Ontology annotation, cellular component: cytoplasm. The transcript is spliced from 24 exons. Lineage: Eukaryota; Metazoa; Chordata; Mammalia; Artiodactyla; Ziphiidae. Gene Ontology annotation, molecular function: protein binding. Gene Ontology annotation, biological process: response to starvation; autophagy. The record is from RefSeq and is a predicted model, not a curated record. The coding region runs from base 160 to 2775 and encodes 871 amino acids.
GGGAGACUCCAAACAGUGAGCCUGGAGCUGGAGAGCAGCGUUUACCGGCGGGGCGGCCGGUGAGAGGGCUGUCGGUGCUGCGGCUUUGAGGAGGCUUGGCGAGGACGUGGGACGAGCAGCGUGAGGGGAGAGGGCUUGGCUGGUUUUGUGAAUGAAGCAAUGGCUACAGAUUCCCCCAGAAGACCCAGUCGUUGUACUGGUGGAGUCGUGGUUCGCCCUCAGGCUGUCACGGAGCAGUCCUACAUGGAAAGUGUCGUGACUUUUCUGCAGGAUGUUGUGCCCCAGGCUUACAGUGGAACACCUCUAACAGAAGAAAAGGAGAAAAUAGUCUGGGUCAGAUUUGAAAAUGCAGAUUUAAAUGAUACAUCAAGAAACCUGGAAUUUCAUGAAAUACAUAGCACAGGGAAUGAGCCACCUUUGCUGAUUAUGAUUGGCUACAGUGAUGGAAUGCAGGUCUGGAGCAUCCCUAUCAGUGGGGAAGCACAGGAGCUUUUUUCUGUUCGACAUGGCCCAAUUCGAGCAGCUAGAGUCUUGCCUGCUCCACAGUUUGGUGCUCAGAAGUGUGACAACUUUGCUGAAAAAAGGCCCCUCCUUGGUGUUUGUAAGAGCACUGGAUCUUCUGGCACAAGCCCACCUUACUGUUGUGUGGAUUUAUAUUCACUUCGUACUGGGGAGAUGGUCAAGUCCAUUCAGUUUAAAACACCUAUCUAUGAUCUCCAUUGCAACAAAAGGAUCCUUGUCGUAGUAUUGCAGGAGAAAAUUGCUGCCUUUGAUAGCUGUACUUUCACAAAAAAGUUUUUUGUCACAAGCUGCUACCCUUGUCCCGGGCCCAACAUGAAUCCUAUUGCUCUUGGGAGCCGCUGGCUUGCUUAUGCAGAAAACAAGUUGAUUCGAUGUCAUCAGUCCCGUGGUGGAGCCUGUGGAGACAACAUUCAGUCUUAUACUGCCACAGUCAUUAGUGCUGCUAAAACAUUGAAAACUGGCCUGACAAUGGUUGGGAAGGUGGUGACUCAGCUGACAGGCACGCUGCCUUCAGGUGUGACAGAAGAUGAUGUUGCCAUCCAUAGUAAUUCAAGGCGGAGUCCUCUGGUCCCAGGCAUCAUCACAGUAAUCGACACUGAGACAGUUGGAGAGGGCCAGGUGCUUGUGAGUGAGGAUUCUGACAGCGAUGGCAUCGUGGCCCAUUUCCCUGCUCAUGAAAAACCAGUGUGCUGUAUGGCUUUUAAUACGAGCGGAAUGCUUCUAGUCACAACAGAUACCCUUGGCCAUGACUUCCAUGUCUUCCAAAUUUUGACUCAUCCUUGGUCCUCAUCACAAAGUGCUGUCCAUCAUCUGUAUACUCUUCACAGGGGAGAAACUGAAGCCAAAGUACAAGACAUAUGCUUCAGCCAUGACUGUCGCUGGGUUGUGGUCAGUACACUCCGGGGGACUUCCCACGUUUUCCCAAUCAACCCUUAUGGUGGCCAGCCUUGUGUUCGAACACAUAUGUCACCACGAGUGGUAAAUCGUAUGAGCCGUUUCCAGAAGAGUGCUGGGCUGGAAGAGAUUGAACAGGAACUGACGUCUAAGCAAGGAGGUCGCUGUAGCCCUGUUCCAGGCUUAUCCAGCAGCCCUUCUGGAUCUCCUCUGCACGGGAAACUCAACAGCCAAGACUCCUACAAUAAUUUUGCCAACAACAACCCUGGCAACCCCCGGCUUUCUCCUCUCCCCAGCCUGAUGGUAUUGAUGCCUCUUGCACAAAUCAAGCAGCCAGUGACAUUGGGGACCAUCACCAAACGAACAGGCAAAGUUAAACCACCUCCACAAAUUUCACCCAGCAAAUCAAUGGGCGGAGAAUUUUGCGUGGCUGCGACGUUUGGGACAUCCCGAUCGUGGUUUGCAAAUAAUGCAGGUCUGAAAAGAGAAAAAGAUCAGUCCAAACAAGUUGUAGUUGAAUCCCUCUACAUUAUUAGCUGCUACGGGAACUUAGUGGAGCACAUGAUGGAGCCACGACCGCUUAGCACUGCACCCAAGAUCAGCGAUGACACCCCACUGGAAAUGAUGACAUCUCCCCGAGCCAGCUGGACUCUGGUUAGAACUCCUCAAUGGAAUGAAUUGCAACCACCAUUUAACGCAAACCACCCUCUGCUCCUCGCUGCAGAUGCAGUACAGUAUUAUCAGUUCCUGCUUGCUGGCCUGGUUCCCCCUGGAAGUCCAGGGCCCAUUACUCGGCAUGGGUCCUAUGACAGUUUAGCUUCUGACCAUAGUGGACAGGAAGAUGAAGAGUGGCUGUCUCAGGUAGAAAUUGUAACGCACACCGGACCCCACAGACGUCUGUGGAUGGGUCCCCAGUUCCAGUUCAAAACCAUCCAUCCCUCAGGCCAAACCACAGUCAUAUCAUCCAGUUCAUCUGUGUUGCAGUCUCAUGGUCCAAGUGAUACUCCACAGCCCCUUUCGGAUUUUGAUACAGAUGAUCUUGAUCUCAACAGUCUCAGGAUCCAGCCAGUCCGCUCUGACCCAGUCAGCAUGCCAGGGUCAUCCCGUCCAGCGUCUGAUCGAAGGGGGAUUUCCACCGUGACCGAUACUGCCUCAGGUACCUUCGACCGGAGCGUGACCCUGCUGGAGGUGUGUGGGAGCUGGCCGGAGGGCUUCGGGCUACGGCACAUGGCCUCCAUGGAGCACACGGAGGAGGGCCUGCGGGAGCGGCUGGCCGAUGCCAUGGCCGAGUCACCGAGCCGGGACGUGGUGGGAUCCGGAACAGCACUUGCUUCAUGCCUGCCCACAGCUCUCAUGUGAUCAUUGGCAAAUGAACAGAAUAGAUGCAAGAGAGGGAGUUGGCUAGAGAUGGAGAGGUGCUUUACCUGGCCACAGGAGACAGCCAUCUCUGAGUACCAGGCCCCCUCCACGCCCCCUCCUUCCCUGGAAAGGAAGACGUGCACCAUGGAAGCUGCAACCAGCCAUGUCCCACCCCCUCGACUCCCACAAGCACAGACGUGGGCACGCCACCUCUCCGCCCCCAUUGUAAAGCCAUCCACCUGGUGCACGGCAGGUCAUCAUGCCACUGUUCUCCCGCCCGGAUCCGGAGAUGAGCAGCAGCUGUGCCACUCACAGGGGCUCUAACCCCAUUUUGCUUGGAAGCUGGCCGAAGGGAGAAAAUCUUUUCCCUUUCUGAACCUGGCUCGUAGCACAGCUUUCCCCUACAUCUCUGGGGCCCUGGCCAGCCCCAGCUUACACAAACCAGAACUGGUGGCACCAGACACACUCCCAAGGAGGCACCCUUCCAGGGGCCAGAGCAGCUCUGGGUCAGCUCUCCUCCCCAGCCGCCUUCCUCAGAAGCCACUUAGAGCACCUCCGUGUCGUCCAGCAACAGAUUGGAAGUCUUGGAAGGCGCAUUCAGGCAGAGUUGGGGAACUUCAGCCUGGCACAGACCAUUAGUAACCUGAGCGAAGCUGGCAGCCAUUCAUCUGCCAGACAGCUGAAGGAUUCGGGAGAGUCUUUGUGGCCUUAAGCAGGUUCAUGAAAUUAAAAAAAAGAGAGAGAGAGAGAGAGAGAGGAAAUUAAAACUGCAUGACCCAUAGGUCAGAAAAUAGGAGAUGCCCUUUUUGAGCAGAGGGAUUUCAUUUUCCUCCCCAAACUGUCACCAAAUGGGAUUCAUUUGGUUUGCUUUGACCAAAUUAAAUCUAUCAAUCUAUAUGUGUGCACAUAUAUGUAUGUUUUUGUUCUUGUUUUUAAACUCCGCCUCGAUUUUAAAGGCCAAUAAGUUAAGCAGAUAUUAUGGAAGUUAACCUGUUCCCCUCUGCCUUUAUUGAGAAUCAGUUUUCACAUUUUGCAACUCCAGAUAAAGUA